GUGACUGGCAACGAGCGGGAACCUGUGGCGGAGCGACGGGCAACGACCUGGUGCGGGGGUUGGGGGCCGGGAAGAUCGCACUUUCUGAGCCGAGCGCCGUGUGUAAGCGGAGACACCAAAAGAUGCAGCCCCCGGGCCGCGUGGCGAUGGAUGUGCGGGUCCAGGAUGUGGAGAAACGGAGGAAUCCGAGCAAACACUAUGUUUAUGUUAUCCAAGUGAACUGGUCCGAUAACACAUCAAGUAUCAUCUACCGACGUUAUAGCAAGUUUUUCGACCUCCAGAUGCAGCUUCUGGACAAGUUUCCUGUUGAAGGAGGACAGAAGGAUCCUAAAUUGCGUUGUAUCCCAUUCUUGCCUGGCAAAAUCCUGUUCAGAAGAAGCCAUGUCAGGGAUGUGGCCAUGAAGAGACUGAAACCUAUUGAUGAAUAUUGCAGGUCUCUGGUUCGACUGCCAUCUCUAAUCUCGCAAUGUGAUGAAGUACGCCGGUUUUUUGAGCCUCGUCCAGAGGAUUUGAAUCCACCAAAGGAAGAAUGUGGAGGAAUAAAGAAGAAAUCAGGUUCAGAGGCUGUGGCAGAGCCCAUGGUUUUGGAUCAGUACAUGGUGGUCGCCAACUAUGAAAAACAGGAGAACUCUGAGAUCAGCCUAAAGGCAGGAGAAGUGGUGGAUGUUAUUGAAAAAAGCGAGAGUGGUUGGUGGUUUGUGAGUACAGCAGAGGAGCAGGGCUGGGUCCCAGCAACAUAUCUGGAAGCACAAAAUGGAACUCGAGAUGACCUGGACAUCAGCACCACAAGAGCUGGAGAAGUCACUAAGAGACGCAAAGCCCAUCUGCGGCGGCUGGACCGGAGGUGGACUCUGGGAGGAAUGUGUAACCGCCAACAAAGCCCAGAGGAGAAGUACAUCACUGUACAGCCAUAUGUCAAUCAAGGCAAAGAUGAGAUUGGAUUUGAGAAAGGAGUCGUGGUGGAGGUCAUUCAGAGGAACCUGGAGGGCUGGUGGUUCAUCAGAUAUCAAGGCAAAGAGGGAUGGGCACCAGCAUCUUACUUAAAAAAAGUGAAGGAUGAUCUUACUCAACGAAAAAAGCCUCUUACUGGGCCAGUAGAGAUCAUUGGAAAUAUAAUGGAGAUAAGUAACCUACUGAAUAAAAAAUCAUGCAGUGAAAAAGAUGUUCAGACAGAGAACGAAUCUAACUUUUAUGAUCAUCCUCCACUCACGGCAAAGGAAAUCAGUCUCCCACUGCCCUGUGACCAGACCAAUGGUGAUGCAACUGUAUUGACAACAGCAGAGAAAAGACUUGGCCGAGGAGCUUCAGGGUCUCCGGCUGUUGCCCGGGUUGCUCCUCAGAGGGCAAACAUAGGUUCCCCAAACUUAAGACAGAAGCCACCACCACGCAGGGAAACUAGCCUGGGAUUCCAGCUGCCCAAGCCUCCAGAGCCUCCUGCUGUUGAAGUGGAGUACUACACCAUUGCAGAAUUCCAAACACACAUUGCUGAUGGGAUCAGCUUUCGUGGGGGUCAAAAAGCUGAGGUCAUUGAGAAAAAUUUAGGUGGCUGGUGGUAUGUACAGAUUGGGCAGCAGGAGGGUUGGGCACCAUCUUCAUACAUUGACAAGAGGAAAAAGCCAAAUCUGUCCAGAAGAAGCAGCACACUAAUCCGACCAAAAAUCCCUCCACCGGCGCCACCCACCAAAAGCAAGCCAAAUUCUGAGGAAACAGGUCCAGGAAAUGACAGUGAAUGCAUGCAACAAAAGCCCAAGUUUGAGGAACCAGAAUAUGAUAUUCCGGCUGCAAUCUUUGAUCGUGAGCCUGAGACUAGAAUGAAUUUUGUUGCUGACGAACAGGCUAAAGAGGAUUCAGUUGAUCAGGACCAGCCAGAAUCCAGCCAGCAACAAAGCAAACCGUGUCCAUUAUCCACACUGAGAAAAGCUCGCUUCAAAAUGGGUGAAUCUUCAGAAAGCUUGUUCCGUGAUGACCAGCUUGUAUUUCCUCCCAGUGAUAAGGAAUGCAACCAAGGAGGGAGUAGCAAUAGUUUAGUAUGUAAUCAGGUUUGCGAAAAUAUUACUCAGAUUGAUGCUGCAGUAUCAGCAUCAGAGACCAGCUGUUCACCAAAAUACAUUUCACCAAAACACUCUCUAAAAAACCUUCAAUUAAGAUCUGAGAAGAAAACAGAUGCUAGGAAAGACCAGGAUCCUGAAAAAAGUGGGGAUAAUUACUGCAAAUCCACCUCCGAUAUCACUGACUGCACCAAAGUUGGGUCAAAAAAAGACAGGGAGAUAUCUGAAACAAACGCGCACACAGAACAGAAAGCUGCUCUUAGUCCUAUAACCAGGCCAAAGCCUUCUGUGAGACCAAAGCCUUUACUGGUGAAGCCAGAAGCACAGAAUACAGAGAUUAGCACCAUCAGGCGCCAGCUUAGGCCUACAGGACAGCUGAAACACAACUCAAAAGGGAUAAAGAUUGAUGAUGCAGAAACUAUCUCAUUAACAUCAUCUGAAAAUUCAGAAGAUUCUUUCACUAAAAGUACAGUCGAUCUUUCUCCAAAUGUGUCACUCAGCCAGGUGGGACUGGGAACAGUAAAACCCAGUGAUCAGGAAACAGAAUCACUGUGUCAGUAUAAGACAGUGGAUAAAUAUGAAAAAGUUCAGGACAAUGAAAUCAGUUUUCCAGCAGGAAUAAUGGUUGAGGUUCUCGAAAAACAAGACAGUGGUUGGUGGUUUAUUAGAAUUGGAGAUGACGAGGGAUGGGCCCCAAUCUUCUAUUUGGAGCAUGUUAGUGGCAGGCCAGCAGAGGGCCCUGGAGAGUCUGAAACUCCAAAUAGGGACAGGUCAGUGAAUGAAAAUCAGCUCAACAAUAUAGAGAAAGUAGACAAGAAGGUUCAGGCAUUAAAUAACAUUAACAUUGGUCUAAAGCGAGCAACACCCCCAAUUCCUGCAAAACCCCCUGGAGGGUUUGCGAGACUAGGAGGAAAUGUGAAUGGUUCAGUAAAAAUGAGAAAUGGGUUGAAACAGGUAACCGUGAGGCCACAAUCUGUAUUUGUUUCCCCCUCGAGCAAAGAAAGUAACAGCUUAGCUGCAUCACUCAGGAGGAAUGAAUCUAUGAUGUGUCAUGAGAAUAUCAAGUCUACAGUGAAUAUCCGCCGUAAUGCUUCUUUCAACAAUGUCCGGUUACGAAAGAAGAAUGAGGAGCCUGAGUCUAUACACUCUGUGGCAAUGUCCAGCCAGAAAAAGGUCAGACCUUCAGAAAGGUGUGGAGGAAUUGAGUCAGAUACCAUAAGCAGAAUUUCCCAGAAAGAUGGGAUUCCCGUGUCAGCUGUGAGACCAAAGCCAGUAUGCAUCCAGGAGAAACCCCAAUUCAUCCAGAACAACUGGAGAGAAGUGUAUGUUGCAGUUGCUGACUAUCAGGGAGACGAGGAGACCAUGGGCUUCCAAGAGGGCAGUUCUGUGGAGGUGCUGGAACGUAAUCCCAAUGGUUGGUGGUAUUGUCAAAUAAUAGAUGGUGGAUGCCCUCGAAAGGGCUGGGUGCCUUCCAAUUAUCUAGAAAAAAAGUACUAAAAUUUGUUUUUAUACAUAUAAAUAUAUUUUAAUUUAUCGAUGCAAUGUGCAUUUUCAAAUGGAACAGCUAAGCAAACACUGCAAACCUGCAAUGGAAUAAAUGCCGCUAUAUUUCAAGUGCUGAAUUGCUGAGCUAGUGAAUACCAGUGAGACUGUAACAUAAAGCUGAUUAAGUAUGUGGAAAGACACCUGUAGAUGAUGGGAAUUGUGUAGUCCAUCUGUACAGGGUGGGUUCUGGACAUUAAAGUGUCAAAGUGGAGCUGAUCACAGCUGGACAAGGGCGAGUUGCACUUCCUACAUGCAACGGAGUUACUCAAAAGCCGGACCUUUGAGCAGAGUUGGAUAUUUUAAAUUAAUUAUUAUUGUUUUAUUAUUUACUUUUAACUGAAUAAUCAGGAGUUGUUCUGGAGAUUUUCACUGGUGCCUUUAGCAUGCCCAAAGUAUAAAAACUGGGAAUUAACAUUCUUUUCACUGUGCCAAAAAUGUAAAUUAAUCUGUUCAAAUUUCUUUGACUUAAUGGAAUGACUUUAAGGUAUCGCUGACUUUCAGGUCAUUAUAUGUUAUGUUAGAAGGGAGAUGAAAGGGAACUAACAUCAUGCAAUGUGACAGAUGAGGUAGAAACCCCAAUAGUUGAAGGUGUGCUGAGAUGCUAAUUACAUUGGCAAAUGUGUCUCAAGGAUGCAAUUUUUAUUGUUCUGUCACAAAGUUUUACUGAUUUCCUCAUGUGGGUUUGAGGCACAUUCAUUAUUUUGCUUCAGUUCAUCAGACCACAGACACUGUCCAGGAUGACACUAAUAAAGUUAGCAUCUCUUCCAUUGUGGCCCAACAAUACACAACCCUGUUUUUCUACUUCUAGCUUGGAGUGUUAUUAGGUUAAAGUUUUUAGCAGAGCUCCUGAUAUUCAGAAAGCAAAUGACCCCAGCAUGCUCUGUCCAUGCCCUUUAUUUGCAUCAAAUCUUUGCAUCAGAGUAUGGAUCUGGGACUAAUAAUUCUUUUGAACAUAUUACAAGAUGAAUAUUUCACACUGCUUCAUAAAACCCAGAACCUCAGAAAUCUGAGAGGUGAGAGCUUUAUCUGCAGUUUGUUGGUAUGAUAUGCUUAUUUAUAAAAUAUUUUAUCUUAGAUUCUUUUUGCAUAAAUUCUCUAGAUGGAAGUUUUUUGUAUAUGGUAUUGUUGCAGGACACUUAAACAAGGACACUAACGAUAGACUUGCACCCUCUUUCAAGGGCAAGAUGGAGAUAAGUGGUGUGGUGUAAGACGCAGCACUUUUUGCAAUGGAUUCCAUUGCUGACAAGAAAAAACAUGUGGCUCAGGGCCCCAUGACUGGAUAACUAACACUGCAAUCUACAAUUAAACAUGAAGGGAUAUGGCCCUGGAUAUUGGAUUCAAUAACUGAAGUACACAUUGGUAUUAUAGUACAUUAAUUUUUAAUUAUGUUGUCAAAUGUAGCUAUACAUGAUCUUCUUUGAAUAGAAAUGAGAGACACCAAUUGAAAGUUGUCACUACUUUACAGUAGCUGAAUGACACAUAGGCUAGGAACUUCUAAGCUGAAAGGAUAUACUGCUUCUUCAUGAACUUGAUCAUAUUAUCUAGCUAAUAUGAACAGAAAAUGCCACAGAAACUCAGACUUGGCAGCAUUUGUGGAGAGUUGACCGUUCAUGUUCAAUGUGACUUCUUCAGGACAGUAUUAUUCAGCACUGUAUUGUGCAUUGCUGUUUGCUAUAGCCUGUUACUACAAGCAGUGCUUUGCUGCCUCUACAGAUGUACUAAUGGAAUGUAAGUUAGUACAUUCACAGUGGAUGCACAAUGAUUUGUGGACUGAGAAGAGUCCCAUUUAUUGAACUAUUGUGUCACACCCAUCCUUUGAAUGUCAGUGGUCCUUUUCAUUGGCAUGUUGUUUGUUCAGGAAUAAAACACUUCUUUAAUAGUGUAAUACAGAUGUGUAAUAAUUCUUGAUUUUAUACAAUAUAUAAUACCCUUUAGUACAACACAAGUUGGAAGGAAUUAAAGUUUACAGAGAUGUGCUGAGUAGAUUCUAUUAAAACUGAACAGCAUACAUCUUAACAGCCAGUUACUGCCAAAUUAGACAUGCUGAGUUAUGAUUCCAUGGUUGACUGCAUUCCUUCAAACUAAAUAUGCAAUUUUAGCAUAAAGGUUUGUACAGCUUUUCUGGAAGUAGCUUUGAAUUUAGAAGAAUCUACUUGCCUAAUAUUUAAUUACCUCAACAUGCAUACAACAAUUAAAGAUGGAUUUUAUAACCAAUUCUUCAGUGCAUUUAAGCAAUAAAACCAAACUAUCCAUUUAUCUUACCUGAAUUUUUUGUCAGCCUACUCCUGAUUCUUCUAGUCUCAAGCUUUUACUACAGUUAGUUUAACAGGGGAAUUUUGUAUCAAUAGUGUAAUCAAUAGUGAGUUUCUAUAAUCCGGAGGAUAGGUAGAUUGUAUUUGUAAGGAUAGAACAGAACUAAAUCCAACAUUAGUCAUCAAUUUCAGUUUUAUGUUACUGUAUCAAACAAAAUGACUUACUUUCUGUUUAUUUGUUAAAACUUCCAUCAAAAAGACACAAAAUAUGGAAAAGUGCAAUAUAGAAUUGAUGUAAAUUACUGAAGGCAAAUGCUGAUAUUGGGAGGUUAAUUGAUGUGAAGCAGGGUUUCGAACAUCUGUGUAGGGGAAAACUAACAAUAUAUCUAGGAAUAGCAGGGUGUAUAUCAGCUAAUAUGUCGUGAAAAAUGUAUAAGCCUAGUAGAAUCAGCUUUAGUGGACUGGGCAAAACAGAAUCUUGAUCAGGCACUGUCUUUGCAAUCCUGAUUUUAAUCUGGACUAGGAAAUCUUGAACAAGAUGUUUUUAAAAUUAGCUUUGCAAUGAAAUACUGAUGAUUCAGCAGUCUUAUUUUGGAAUGGUAUUAUCCCAGUGGAUAAUAGUGUAGUCUGCUAGCACUGUGCUUUGUUAUGUCAAGCAAUUCUCCUAGUAUAUUGCAGUUUACAAAUUAAUGGUGUUUUGAACUAUCGAUACAACUGUAUAUUUUAAAUACUGCACAUUUAGCUUGGUUAUCCAGUAAGUAAGAAUGAAAAUGUGCUGACAGGAUGUUGUUGGAAGAACAGUUCUUAUUGUGGAAUGAUAAAUAGCUUUGGAAGUUGAGAGUCAGGAUUCACUUUCCUAUCCCUUGGUUUUAAAGUACAGGGGCAAAAUAAGCAAAAGAUAUUUUGAGAAUCUCAAAUUGUUUCAGCGCAAAAUUGGCUUUUCAGUUGUGACCUAAAGGCUUGAGUGGUAAGGUACUACAGGAAAAGAUAGAGCUCUGCCAAAAGAAAGCAUCAUACUUUCGUCAUGGCUCACUAGAGGUUCUCCUGCAAGCUGUCUAGUAGAGAAGGAAUAUACUGGUUUUCAGAAAUGGCAACAAUAGGCCAUUCCAGGUGACCAAAGCAUCCUGGACUAAGGUGGCUGUGGAGGGAGUAUUAAGAGAGAGUAGAUCCAGUGCUGCAAAAGGAUGAAUGAUCUGCUAUACACCAAUCAGAAUAGUACCACUGACUACUCAAUGCUUUGUGUCCCCAAGAGUAACAGGACCUAUAAAACCUAGAAGCUCAUGCACCACCAAUUCACUGAUCUUUCAUCACAACUAUGAGAAUUUACACAGCUGAUUACUAUAUACCAAGGCUUGCAGGGGACAAGGUCACAGCCACAAAAAGUUUCUUUGGGUUGGACACCUCACAAGGAUACCAGACGUGAAUCAUAUAAUGCUUUAUUAAUUUCUAUUAGUAUUACCUCCUUGAGGUCACUGAACCAUAUUUCAGGCAGAACUCUUCUGUUUCUAUGAUCCCCUAUACAACAUACAUACAUCCCCUAUGCUCGCAAAUAAUGCGCACAACCUAUCACAUUUCUGGGGAUUCACAGCUUUAUCUAUAUCAAGCAGUCCAGGCAAAGUGCUCAUUCACCCAUACUAAUGUCUCUUAAUGAUUCUCUCUGUCUGCACAAUAAGCAUGGACAUACAAACAAUAUGAUAAACAAUACAAUAUAUGGGAAUACAAUAAGCAUAGAAAUGGGAUCAGGGAGAAAAGGAGUGAUGGGGGUUAUCCGAUAAAAGGCAUCUUACAGCCUUUGAAGAGCAGCCUGCUGAACUGGCAGGAGAGCAUGUGGAAUGUGAAUGUGCUGAGGAGGAGAUUGACAUACCCAGCCAUCUGGUGAGAAGGCCUCCACUCUACUAUUUCAAGCUGCACAUCAAGCAGCAUGCCUUAAAUACUUGGUUAAGGAUAGUGGCUGACAACACUGACAAACAUUUGUUUUCUUCUGAAGUUUUCAAAUCCCAUUCUCGAGUCCGGACCCAAAGAAACAAGAAGAGCCCAGUCCUCAAGCCCAUUUCUAAUAGCCCCUCACAGCAUACCACUGAGGAAAAACAGUUGGGACCCUCAGAGUAAGCACAAUCAAGGUCUACCACCUUCCAUCAGCGUAGAGACAUGCACCUCAGUGAGUAAUAUACCGAGAGUCAGCUUCGGCUCACGUUCUGGUGUGCACUACACUGACAUGGGCUUGCAGCGACAGGAGGAAGAAAAUGAUGAUGUCUCUGUCACUCAGAGAACUGCUGGAGAACAGAUCUAAGCUAAGCUCAGCUCAUUGCAGUCUCUGUACGUAGCCGUUAAUGAACUGCUCAUGAUGCUGCUAGAGACAAGGAGGAAAACAUCCGGCAGAGGUGCCAGAAAUGAUGCAUAGACAGGAGCAAUGGACAGAGGCGUCUGCCCAUAUCUUAUUUGAUUCUGUAACUUCAGUAUGCAAGCAUAUAGUUUCCUCCAUAGUUCAGGUGGCAGCCACUGUGAAAAGUUAGGUCCAGCAAAACUGUCAGUAAAUACCAGAUAUGUUCAUAUGAGCCAUGGCUGCUUUAAUUCACUGGUUCAGUGAAAUGAGCCUACAGGACCUUGACAUCCCAUCAGGUUCUCUAUUCCACAAGAGGUGUGGGAGGUACCAUUCUACACUGACACAGAGAAUGAGGAUCAAGAGAUAGACAUUCAGUGAUUGUCAUCUCAGGGUAUUCCAGAGAUGCCCUGAUGCAUCAUUGCCCCUCUGCUGGAAAACCUGGUGCCUGCAUCCAGUUAUUCUGAGGGCCUUGCAUCUGCACCUGUAUAGGAGCUGCCUGGUCCAGGUUGAACAGUUUUUGUCAAAUAAAGCCAUCUGAGCUAAGGGGGUAAAGUAAUCAGCUGGAUUCCUCCAGCUCAGCUGCAGCUACCCAAGUGGCACUAAGAUAUAGCAGUAAAAAAAUAAGGAUUAAACAGCACUGAUAUUAAUAUUGUUUCCACCACGCUCGAAACAAUUCAACACCUUACAUAAAAUGUCUUCAGCCUAUUUCAAUCACUUCUAACUGUUCAUGUGUUCCUUAUAGGGUAUCUUGGAGGGCAGUGAUUGCCUUAGGUGCUCACUCAUCUAUCUUGCAGCAAUGCAAAGGCCACUGUGACUAACACAAAUCUGUAAAGUGGGAAUUUGGUGAGAUGGUUGGGUUUCAACUGUUGACCACAGUUGUUCAACCUCUCCACCUGAGUAAUAAAUAGAAACACCUUGCGAAUGAAGGAAUCAAGACAAAUGUAGCCAUUUAAACCUGCAGAACUGUAUACCGUUGCUUUGGCCAGGAAACUGAACGGGUUUAUUGGUGCAAAAGGAACAAAUUCAAUGGACUAAACUGCCUUAAUGUUUAAAUAACAAGAAUUCCUUUGAGAACAAGAUUUCCUCUCUGCCAUAGUUCAUAGUAUUUCCAAGUAUCCACACUUGUUUGCAGAAAGGUAUUUAGCAUCAAAACCAUCCAAUAUCAGGUUUUUUUUAGCUCCCUUAGCAUUUCUGUCAGACUCUCCUUCCUCAUUGGAGGAGACGGAUGACUGGUCCAUUGCCUCCUCAUCUCACACCAUCGUUGAUGCAGCACAUAAUCACUGUUCUGGAGACCCUUUCAAUGACUGUUGGAGUGGUGUUCCUGGGUGGUUCAGGCAACAAAAGUGCACCUUCAGAAAACUAAUUGCCUGUUCAAUGGUGGCCUCAGUGGAUGUAUGUGCUGCAGUUAUAACAUUGUUUGCCAUUAGCCUGACGGUUCCAUACCAGCUGUGUCUUGUGAAUAUCCUUUGUCACCUAAGAAAACAGUCCUGAAGAUAAAGUGGGGGGGGGGCGCGGUCUACUUUUGCAGUUAUGCAAGGUUUAGGGCUUUGAAAGCACCCUGGGCAAUGGGUGCACACCUGCAGAAAUUGUCCAUAAAUGAGCUGAACACUGAGGGAGUGAAAUCCCAUCCAGUUCAGGAAUUUGGCUUAACUCUGAACCUCACAUGCAUUCAAUUGAUCAUCCGUUGUAACUGAGGAAACUGGUGAUGGCUGCAAAUCUGAUUGCUGAGACACCUAGGCUGUCUGUGUUCAUGGUGAACUAGAUAAAGUGUAUUGCUUCUCUAAAAAAGGCCAUCAGUGAACUCCUGAAUCCAUUGUAGACUACCAAUUGGAAAAUAAGUCUCUAGUUGAGGUUUAAAAGAAGCCUGCAGUGAGUAAGUUCAAAUUUGCUGUUAUCUUCAGCAUCACUAGCAUAGUACUUUCUCCCCAGCUUGUGCGGCUGCAGAAUAUGUUGGCAGGAGGUGGCUGGUGAUCGAUGAUGGCUUCUGUAAUCAUACAGACAUACCUGCAGCACUGCUUUUUAUUUGUUUAUGUGUUCAUUUCCUCCCCUUGCCCACCUUCCCUAAUGGCCUCACCUUCUGUAUCUUGAUUAUUUAGUGCUUUUGGAAUGCUAUUAAUGCCUUCUACUGUGAAGACACAUGUAAAAUAUUCAUUCAAUUCCUCUACCAUUUCCUGGUUCUCCGAAAUUAUUUUCCCAGCUUUGAUUUCUAAUGGGCUUUGUACACUUUGGCCUGUCUCUUCCUUUCUGUGUAUUUAAGGCUCUUGCUAUCCUCUUUCACCAUACUCGCUUACCACAAAGACUAUUUUCUUCCUUUGCUUUCAGGCAUCUAUUUUCAUUGUUUUUAAGUCACCCAUGAUUACUACAAUACUAUUUUUGUAUGCCCUCAUUAACUCCUACUUUAUUCUCUGACCUACAGUAUUGCUGCUGUUGGGGGCCAAUUGAGUACUCUCACCAUUGUCUUAUUGCCAUUGUUAUUCUUUAACCCCACCUAUAAGGAAUCUAAACCUUUUUUAUUUGACCUAUAUGGAUUCUGUAUCAUCUGCAUCUAUCUCAAAUGUCUGUUGCUCUCACAUUAUAUUCCAGCAUGGUUAAAGUAAAUCCCGUCCCACUGAAGCAGCUGAUUUCCAUGAUAGUGCUGGUGCCUUAUGAACCGAAAUCCAUUCCUUCCAUAUCAAUCUUUGAACUACACAUUUAAAUCCUUGACUUAAUUUGCCCGUGACUCAGGUAAUUGAGCAUAUUAUCUUGGAGACCCUGUUUUUAAUUUAGCUCCUAAUGGUUGAAAUUCUUUCGGCAGAUCCUCCUUUCUGGUCCAAUCAAUGUCAUUGGUACCAUCGAUGAUACCCGAUUCCUUCCUUUCCACACCAGGUUCCUCCCUAGUCCUGAAGAAAUGUCCUUAAUCCUUGCACUAGGAAGGCAGCACAGCCUUCAGGACUCAUGGUUAUGACUUGAGAGGACAGCAGUUGUCCCUCAGAUUAUACUUUUCCUCUACUGCUACUUAUUAUGUGUCAAUUUCCUCCCCGCAUUUGAAUGGCUCCUCGAACCAGGGAACUAGGAUCAGUUCAGCCAUCCUCCCUCAGCCCUCACUGUCAUCCGCACAACUUGGAAAAUCACAUAACCGUUGAAUAUUUACAGGGGCUGUGCUCCUUGAACGCUAUCCCCUGGGCCCACAUACUGUCCGUACCUGCAGUCACGCUUGCCUAUCCCUGAUCACAGACAGAAUUUUAAUUACCUAGUUUGAAGGAUGUGUCUCUACCUCUUGGAGCAAAGAGUCCACAUAACUUUCCCUCUCUUUGAUGUAGCACAGUGUCGACAACUGAAACUCUAGUUCUUCAUCUUGGAUCCAAAGUUUCUUGUGCUCCAAACAUACCACAGAUGUGUACGCUCUGGAUCUUUUGGUGUGCAGCAAUUUCUACAUGCUGCUGCAGCAAUACACCACCUGCAAUCACUGCCCCAUUUUAUUUAUUAAUUACUUAAUCUAUAUUUUUUUAAUCCUGAAAGAUUCAGCUUAUGCUUUUCUGUAAUUAUUUUACACCAGUAUCAACCUUAUACUUACAAGCCAUUUUAACAAAAUGAGAGAUGAAAGAAGUCUAAAGACCUAAGCACAAACUGAAAACCUUACUUUCAUGUUGAAGAAUAAAUGUACUCAUGAAUACUACUCACCAAUGACCUUUCCCUGCACCUACACCAUUUCAUGAUUCGUGAUAUCACUCCAUUGCUGAUCUCACUGCAGAUUGGCCUCUCAAUUGGCCAAGUGCCAGCUAUAUGAUCAUCACAAAUUUUUACAGGAUAUGUAAAUGUUCAUGAACUGCCAAACCAUGAAUUUAUUUAAAUCUCUAACCCUUUCUUUUCUGAAGAACUGUCUCUCCAUCUCAGUGAGAGUUUAAAAGAUGUGUCCUAAUGGUAAUAACAGUUUUUUUGUGGUAGUACCCCAAGUGCUAUUAUUGUUCUUUUAUUAAUGGUCAGCAGCUUUCCACAACUUGCAAUUAUCCCAGCAGAGGCCUUUUUAAGUUCGCAGCUUGAAUGACAGAUCAAAGAGGUUGCUAAAGAAUAACUGUCUUUGAUUUAGAUUAUGCAUACAACUCUUUAUAUGGGAUUAAGUACUUAAGCAGCCUCUAAAGUUUGAAUGUGCUUUCAUGAAUAGGAAUGUUUUCUUUUUAAACAGUAGUAAAGUCUGUAAUAGCUAUUUAGACCUUUAUUUAUUCCAUUUCAACAUUGCCCUUGAGGUCUGCGCAUAGGUGAGUUGGCAUAGAGAAUGCAAGAUGAAAGGAUGGCAGCUGAGUUGGCAUUAAAGUAGUAUAGAACGUUAUGAGGAUUUAUUGGGAUGACGAAUGACUUUGGUUGGCAUUAGAUUGGCACAGGGCUAUCAGGGGCCAUUGGGUUGAAUGAAUGGAAUGAGUGGCAUGUCUUGGGCAUGGGAGGUGUAUUGAAAAUAAUGGGGUGUAGGUGUUGAGACUUAGAGGACUGAAUAUUUGAUUAAACAACUGUAAGGAAGUUCUGGAGAACUGCUGUAGGUAUUUUAAACAGGCUAAUUUGGCACACUCAGCCCCUGUUGCCACCUCCAAUCUGUGUCCAGAGGCAGUGGGCCUCACUGUUCCCGCUCCCACCUUCGGAUGAAAAUCAAGUCUGAUAGUACUUUUUUCAGAAGUGGAUGUAAUGAGCUGGGAAAUUAGUGAUCACACCAACCGCUUUGGGGCAAAAAUCCAGCUGCACAUCUUUUUGCUGUCAUAUUCUGUAAAGAGGAUGAAAACUAUCCUUCUGUAUUGCAUUAUUUUUGAGAUAUGUAUGUUUAAUGGUUAGUAAUUUUGUUCUGUUCAUGAUUAUCUUACAUCGCAUGCUGGCAGAUCUCAAGGAUAGCAAACUGCUUAUCAAAUACUCCAAUGCACUUCAAACAUAUGGUUAUAAAUUGAGAGAUUAUGGAUUUACUGCUAUUAUCAGUUCAGGUUUCUUGCAAUCUUGUUAUAAGUGCGUCUGAAAACCUCUUUGCUAGUCAGUUUCUGUGGCUAAAACCUCAACACUGACCUUCAGUUCUAGACAAUAAGUCUUUGAACUUACAACCGUACAUGCACAGCUGCUGUGUUUUAGUUGCUCCUAUACUUUCAGUACCCUUGGUUAAUAACAUUGCAAUGUUUAAAUUGAACAGAUAGGAAUUGUUCCUCCACUAAAUUAAAUGGUUCUAAAGUGUAAAGUUCUGAAACUAGGCCCUCACUUCUAUUAUCUACUUCUGAGUUGCCUUUGGGAUGUCUUAAAUUGAACUUCUUAAUUUUAAAUUCUAAUUGAUAAAAGGAGGUACUUUUGUUUAUUCAUACAUAUGUGCUGAGCACAGAGGCAGGCUGAUGGUUCGCUGUCUGCUAACGCUUCAUCUUGAACUGCUUUCUUGGCAGUUUGCCAUUGCCUUCCACUCUUGAGUAGGGUCAGUAAGACGUUCAGUUUUUUUCUUGUUCUAAUCACAGGGCUAUUGGGAAAAGGAUUAAUUAGAAUGAUAUUUCAAAGAUUUAGUUUAAUGAGCCAAAUGAACACAGUCUGUGCUGUGAAGUUCUCUGCAUUUCUCUCCCAUUGUCUCAUCUACUGGACUUGGUGAUUUAAACUCAGGCAGUUCCAUGGCCUCCCAUAUUUGAACCAUGACACCUUUCAUCAUGGGUUCAUUGUAUAUGGUUCUAAAUGGUGAGAAGUAGUUGGGUAGUCAACAUGAGAAUAUCACACAAAAAACCAAUCCACAUCUCUCCUGACUUUUAUGGAUAAGCUACAGGACAAGCUUUAGGAGAACGAAUCCUGACUGAUUUUUUUUCUCUCUGAUUGAUGGCUGCUAAAGCAAAAUCUUCUGCUCCAUCAUCACUCAAUUAUAAUUAAUUAACCUGUAAUAUAACAAGGAAUGCAAUUUAGACUAUAUAAUUCAGUACACUGGACUGUAACCUACUCAUUAACCCAGUAAAGGCAUCAAAUGCUAAUAAUACAGGAGGUGAAGACGGGGAAGUUCAUGUGUAAUUUUCAUUUCCAUUAUCAAUAUAACCCCUUUUUUCAACAGUUGGUUGAACAGAAUUUAAACUGUCCUAGUUGAGGUUGCAUUUUAUUGUUGUACUUUCCUGAGGAAUAGUUUCAGGAGGCAUGUAGAGAUGUUUGCUUAAUCAUUUGCCAGUUUGCAAGGCAGUUGUGGUCAAUAUAUUGAAACUGCUUUUCUUACAUAACAAAGAGACCAAUAGCUAUCCCAGAUGAUAUUACAAAUACACCUUUGCAUUCUUUUAAAUUGUAUUCAAUGUUCAAUGUUCAGAGCCUAAUAUCAAACUGCAAAGCAGCCUGAGUGGGACUAAUUCUAGGAAUUCAUUAAUUGUGUUCAUAAGUACAUGGAAAUACUAAGAAUUAAGACAAAAAUUGGAAUAACUUUUUAUAUGCAAAGUAAUAAAAGGAACACUACUGAAACUAUUUAAUCUGUCUAUGGGAGAGACCAUAGGUCAACGUUUUACCAUGUCAUACUCCAAUAUUGGGGUAAAUUGGGAGCCCCCAAUCCACAUUUAUUGAGUGCCAACCGGCACAGCGAUAUUCCCAGAGGUAGCAUUCUAAUUGGUUGCUUUCAAGCUCAAAAUCCCGGUAAAUAUACCAGGCAGGAUGUAAAUGCUGUUGGCCAAAUCAGGAAUCUGACAGCUGUGACACCUCAGCAUUCCCAGUUGUAGAGAUCGUUGUUGAGCAUGCUCCAAUUCUUUUCAAUAAUUUCCAGAGAGUGCCUUUGAAGAAACAUGUAGAAAAUGGCUAUGGAUCUAUAGGAGGUUUCAUAUAGUUUCCCUAUUCUGUUUAUUCUUCAAAUGUACCCAUAAGAUUUGUAUUCAUCAAAUUGGAUUGGGUUUAUUUUUGUAUUUCAUAACAGUGCAGAUAAUAUACUCCUAGCUUCUUCAGUGUUUCUAAGAUGUGUCACUGUUAGGACUGAAUACAAUCUUCAUUCAACUUUUGGAGCAGUUUUUGUUUCAGUACUGAUGCACCAUUAGUCAUUUUAUUGUUUAGUGGUAAUUAUCUGGGCCAUUGAAAACAUAAGUUGCUUCUCCUUCAAGCUCAUUGCUUCAAAUACAUAACAACAUUGCCUUUUCUCCCCCCUAACUGGUUGUGACGAUGUGUUAAUUUGUGAGAUCUUUUAUAUACUUUUCUAUAAUGUCCACUUUGUGUCUGUAACUCCCCAGAACAAAGAUAACAAUAAAUUUGGAACACAUAGUUAAUAUUUGUAUUAGUGUCUUGUUUGUCUAUGAAACAAAAUUCUUCCAAGCAGUUGGUUGUGUAUUGGCCAGCAACCUGAGAUUUCACUUUGCUCCUCGUUGGACUCCUAAUUAUUUUGUGGUUCCCAAGCCUCUUAACUUAGGAAUCUGCCUUGAAAAUAAUUUAUGAUCUCCUAUUGAUAUUUACCAAAUCUGCCAAAUAUUGUGUUUUCAGCCACUUUAUUUAAGGAGCAACCUUGUGGUUCUGGGGAGCAAGUCCAACCUGGAGAUACCAUGUGGCCCUGGAUAUUGAUAGCUUUUUCUAUGUUUAGUAACAAAGUACCUGAACACUAGUUGUUUCCUCACACUACUUUAGCAAGUGAUACAUUAUUUCUCCUUGUAUUUAUAUAUUAUCAGCAUGUGUAGUGUGCAAUG
This is a messenger RNA of Stegostoma tigrinum, 15778 nucleotides long. It is a transcript of the gene sh3pxd2aa, whose product is annotated as SH3 and PX domains 2Aa. Gene Ontology annotation, biological process: superoxide anion generation. Gene Ontology annotation, molecular function: protein binding; phosphatidylinositol binding; superoxide-generating NADPH oxidase activator activity. The record is from RefSeq and is a predicted model, not a curated record. The transcript is spliced from 14 exons. NCBI's taxonomy places the organism in Eukaryota, Metazoa, Chordata, Chondrichthyes, Orectolobiformes, Stegostomatidae. The coding region runs from base 123 to 3545 and encodes 1140 amino acids.